Desarmillaria tabescens is the source of this 1615-nucleotide messenger RNA. RefSeq lists its product as uncharacterized. The record is from RefSeq and is a predicted model, not a curated record. NCBI's taxonomy places the organism in Eukaryota, Fungi, Basidiomycota, Agaricomycetes, Agaricales, Physalacriaceae. The coding region runs from base 219 to 1391 and encodes 390 amino acids. The transcript is spliced from 4 exons.
GUGGCUCUGACCAGGGCGGCCACUUUGUUCAAUGUUUCCUUUGUUUUACUUAUUCUUGUCUGGUUUCCUUGUUUCUUUUUCCAAAGAACAAAGAAACAAAGAACCCACUGCGUCCUUCGGCGCUUCAUUAUCCCAGCGUUUAAAAUGGACCUGGGCGAGGAAAUAACGCCCAAAUUUUCCCUACUACCUCUAAAGCUCCCACUGUCAGGCUCUACAUCAUGAUGCUUCCUCAGUUUGGCGAGUACUUUACCUUCAGACUGGACCCUGUUGCCUCCCUCAAAUCACUGAAUGACGACGAGGUAAAUGAAGCAUGUAAAGCUUUGGGUAGUGGUAAAACAUACGUUGCCUCAGUCAUCAACCUGCUCUCAUUCCCCGUUCCUGGUACUGAAUAUCUGUCCGUGGCUCUUACGCUAGUAUCACAGGGUCUCCCAGAAGGUUUACCAGAGUCCGACAUAAUGCCUGAGAUGUCGGUAGCGAUCCUACCAAACACAUCCAACCCACUGUCGCGACCACCACUGGAGCCUUCUACCCCCCUGCCUUGGUCUGACUGCUACCAUCCUACACAAUCCAUGACGACGUGCCGAAUAAAAAACGACAUCAUCCUUGGGAAACCAUGGCCCACUCCUAAAUGCCGCAUCGAUGGUCACGCACGGAACCUUCUUGGUGGAACAUACUACUACGAGGAUGCUGAGCGGAGGGAGGUCUUGAGGAAAGCUCGAGAGCAACCACCCACCAGCAGCCAGCCAGAAGAACAUGAAGCAUUUUCAGUUAUCUCACCUCUUCCAGAGUCUCAGCCGGACACCCACAGCGACUACGAACCUUCGCUUAAGGACCCUGAAGAUGAAGACGAUACGCCAGCGUUUGACAUGCAAAGCCAAUGUUCCGAGUCACCCAGCAUGACGAGCGAGGUUUCCGAACUGCAGGAGCCUGGUCACAGGCGACGUUUUUCUUUCAAGUCAUUCUUCCGUAGACUAUUUCGCAAAAUUUUGCCUUGUGUUCCAUGCUUGCGGGGAAAUUUCUGUGAUGACGACAGCUCCUCAAUGUCACCGUCCUUCGACCCAUACGCAGUCAUUGCCGGCCUAUUCGGACCUCCACCCGAAGACACGAUGCCGGUGAUAGUCGUAUCGAAAGACUUAAAGUCGGUACAGGAAAUCAGCAACCCUUGGGACUUUUUCCGUGAACUGGACACUCUGAAGAAAAUCGAAGAACAGUAUCACGAGCGUGUCAAAGCCAAAACUCAAGCUGCUAUUGAAAGCGCCCGACAAAAGGAUGAACAGUUACAUGCUCGUCUACAAGAAAAAAUGCCCCGUAGUGGGUCUGUGACUGGAGAUACUUCAAAGGCCUCCGCUUCCUCUGUUUCACGAGAUGCAACGCCAGGUGCCGAUGCUUGAUCUCUCGUCUUCAACAAAACGUUCUGUCCACUAUAUCAUCUUUGCAUCACAACCAUUCGUUUAACUGUUUUCUUGACACUCCUUCGUUGUUAUCUACAGCAUUUAGCAUACAGUUUUUGAAUCUUAAUCUAUUGCGAUCCUUCUUUGUGUCACUAGGAUCAGUCCUCCAUCAUUAUCAUCAGGUUCAUCAACAGGCAUAUGUAUCCUUGCUCUCAACUUCGCAC